CGCGGGAAGUCGGUUUCCGCAAGCGCCGUUCUAGGGUUCACCCCGCGCUCUCUGGGGUCUCUGCAGAAGCAGCCAGCCACAGCUUGCUAGGGGGUUUAGUCCUCCGGGCCACAGCUGCAUCACCUCACCACGGGAACAGCCACCAUCCAGCUCCGGUCUACUGGACGGAAGAGGGCGUAUGCAAACAACCUGGAGUUACAAUCUCCUGAUUGGCGGACCAGUGGUGCUGGGAAAGCGAAGGGAGAGUGGCCAACGGCAACGGCGACGAGGCGAGGCGGCUGGAAUCUCUGCAACGCUGCCUGGGGAAACAGUGUGGGGGCGGGCAGUCAUGACGGACAUGCACAGCGGCCAGUGAUCUUGAGAAAGCGCCGGUCGGUCAGAGGCCUCCUCCCCUCUGUGCUCUCCGGGCUGGCGCCGUGGGCAUGCGGGUGCGGCCUGAGCGCGCGUGAGCGAGGAUGGGGACGCAGGGCAGCCCGGUCAAGAGCUACGACUACCUGCUCAAGUUCCUGCUGGUGGGAGACAGCGAUGUGGGCAAGGGAGAGAUCCUGGAGAGCCUGCAGGACGGCGCGGCCGAAUCCCCAUACGCCUACAGCAACGGGAUCGACUACAAGACGACCACCAUCCUGCUGGACGGCCGGCGGGUCAAGCUGGAGCUCUGGGACACAUCGGGCCAAGGCAGGUUCUGCACCAUCUUCAGGUCCUACUCCAGGGGUGCACAGGGGAUCCUCCUGGUGUAUGACAUCACCAACCGCUGGUCCUUUGAUGGCAUUGACCGGUGGAUCAAAGAGAUUGAUGAGCAUGCACCUGGGGUACCCCGGAUCCUGGUUGGGAACCGGCUGCACCUGGCCUUCAAGCGGCAAGUUCCAACAGAGCAGGCACGUGCCUACGCAGAGAAGAACUGCAUGACCUUCUUCGAGGUCAGCCCGUUGUGCAACUUCAAUGUCACCGAGUCCUUCACUGAGCUGUCCCGUAUCGUGCUCAUGCGGCAUGGCAUGGAGAAGAUCUGGAGGCCCAACCGAGUGUUCAGCCUGCAGGACCUCUGUUGCCGCGCCAUUGUCUCCUGCACCCCUGUGCACCUCAUCGACAAGCUCCCGCUGCCCGUCACCAUCAAGAGCCACCUCAAGUCCUUCUCAAUGGCCAAUGGCAUGAACGCCGUCAUGAUGCAUGGGCGCUCCUACUCGCUGGCCAGUGGGGCAGGGGGUGGCAGCAGCAAGGGCAACAGCCUCAAGAGGUCUAAGUCUAUCCGCCCCCCUCAGAGUCCCCCCCAGAACUGCUCCAGGAGCAACUGCAAGAUCUCCUAGCAGGGCAGACAGAUGCUGCCCAUCUGGACAUGCUCGGGGAGCGAGGUCACAGGCUUGGGGAAGCUCCUUGCUGAGUGCUGGGACAGCACCGUGUGCAGGGAAGACUCCUGCCACACGACCGCUCCUGGGAGUGUAGGGCACACCUAGUAGGCAGGUGGUCUUGGCCAGACAGGCCCAUAGGACAGCAGAGGCCGAGCUCGGAAACAAGCCCAAGUCCCCACAUGCUCUACAGGUCCCACCUCAAGGUCCUGCGGGCCUUACUCACUUUCUUAUUUAUAUAGAAGAUAUUUCACCACUUUUAUACCUUUUUAAAGGGCCAACAGGGAAGCCUUAAUGCAGCCACGGGGUGAGCUCAUGUUUGCUUGUGGGCAUGAACUUGGGGACAUAUGAGAUGGUGGGACUGGAGGCAAAGGUGGGAGGAAGGAAUCUGCUGUCACAUACACUUCACUUGGGGUGUGGGCUAUGUAGGGGCCAGUGGGGACACAUGGAGCUUUGGGCAACAAUCUUGGACCCUGCUACCUGUGCCGGCCUCUGAGCAUGGCGGCUAGUGUGCUUACCACACAGUACCAGGCAGAGGUGCAGGUGUGGGCUCAGCAGUCUGCACAGUGGGGCUGCAGCUUCCUGGGUGACGUCCUGGAGUGUAGCGGAGCCAUGGAUUCCAAGCAGAGUGUCAGUGUUUCUGGGAGAGCAGAAGUGGGGUGUACCCCACAUCCCUCUCUGUGUGAAGAGAUGCAGAGCUGUCUGUAGAUGAUAAACACUCGAGGGGCUGCCAGGCCCUGCAGGUUCGGACCGACUCACAGCUCGCUUGCUUCCCGGGCCGCCCAGGCUCACCAGCUUCUGUUCCCUGACCUUGGGUGUCACCCCAUAACCUGCUCCUCGCCCAGGAUUGCCCCUCCUUGAGGUCAUAUGUCACCAGAACCAUUCUGACCCAGUUCUUAGGCCCCUUGGAGCAGUGGAAGCAGGGGACCCUCUUCUGACCCGGCAGCCAGCCCUGAGCUGGGGGCCUGGCCUCCUUCUGCCUGCCUGGCUCAUGACAUGGCUGCUGGUCACUGGUGCUCAACUCUACCUCCUGCUGGACUCUCCCUGGGCCUGAGACGCCCUCACCGUGGGACUCCUCUGCAGUGGGUGCCCUGGGGGAGCCCUCCCCUGCUGUUCCCUCCCCCGGGAGGCAAGUUGGGCAGGGGCUGUGGCCCACAUGAGCAGGGGUGCCUGGGGACCCUGACCGAGACCUGGCCACCAGCAGGGUCAGGCAGAGGAGCUCCGCCUGUCCUGUGCUGCCAGUGGAGCUCCUUCUGUGGACUUUGAACCAAAUAACCUGGACUUUAUUUUGAGGGUGUGGACGGUCCUGCGUUCACCACAUAAACACUACCCUUUGCUGCUGACACUGGCACCAUUCCUGAGCUCAUUUGGGACUUUUUUUUUCUUUGUACAGUAAAUGUAACUCAGCUCUGACCUCCAGGCUACAUUUUAUGUGAAUUAAAGUCUCUGGUUUUAUCUGG
Molecule: messenger RNA, 2800 nt
Organism: Artibeus jamaicensis (Jamaican fruit-eating bat)
Lineage: Eukaryota; Metazoa; Chordata; Mammalia; Chiroptera; Phyllostomidae
Gene: RAB40C
Product: RAB40C, member RAS oncogene family
Exons: 8
Coding region: 456-1301 (281 amino acids)
Biological process (GO): intracellular signal transduction; protein localization to plasma membrane
Cellular component (GO): synaptic vesicle; endosome; plasma membrane
Molecular function (GO): GTP binding; GTPase activity
Source: RefSeq, a predicted model, not a curated record